Schistocerca piceifrons (Central American locust) is the source of this 876-nucleotide messenger RNA. RefSeq lists its product as uncharacterized. The transcript is spliced from 4 exons. Bases 86 to 778 code for a protein of 230 amino acids. The record is from RefSeq and is a predicted model, not a curated record. NCBI's taxonomy places the organism in Eukaryota, Metazoa, Arthropoda, Insecta, Orthoptera, Acrididae.
AUUGUCCGAGUGACGCUGUCCUAGAAGUUAAAAUGUAGAUAUUUACGUAGUACGAAGGUGACAGUCUUGUCAUAACAUUUUCGAGAUGGCGGCAGCGGCGGUGGCUGCGCCGGGCCCGUCGGCAGCCCCGUCCGGACGGGCGCAGCCCGUGGCGUGCCCGCAGUGCGGCGACUUCUGGAGGGUGGGCUCCCUGUUCGUCCGCGACUCCUGCGGCCACCGCAAGUGCCGCUGUUGCGUCAUCGUCGAGGGCAACGAGUGCGGCACCUGCAACCUGCGGGCCGAAGCUGGCGGCAGCGCGGGCGGCUCGCCCCCAGCCGAGCCAAGCCCAGCGACAUCUGCAAAGGAAACAGCAGGUGGGCCUGCGGCUUUAGCGACAUGCAACAGUGAGGCCAAUACCACCGGAACAACCUCUGGGCAGUCCCCUGUACCCGAGACACCGGCUAGCAGCACACAGCCAGGGGACAGCACAGUGAAAACCUCGCCUAGCAGUGUGACUGCUAGCAACAAUAAAAAGAAAGACUUGCCUCAACAAAACUCAGGCAAGAAGGUACUGGAUGAACUGAACGUAACAAAUGCUAAUAAUGUGCGAGAGCUCACGUGGGAAGAUGGUGCUGACGCCGAGGCCGUAGAUGACCCCGAUCCACUGCCGGAGGGCGGCAGACCAGCUGCGAAGAGGCCGCCACCACCGACACACAGUGUUAUUAAGUUGCCUGGUCAGUUGCACAGAGAGACAUCACUUAUUUGGUUGUUCCAUGAUGCUCACAUUGCCUUCAGAUAAGUCUGGUAUACCAACAGGAUACAGUAACAGGACUGAAAAUGAGAUAAUGAGUUGGGCAAGAAAAUUUUUAAUAAAAUUAAGGUAUGGCAUCAUGCUGU